Clupea harengus (Atlantic herring) is the source of this 552-nucleotide messenger RNA. It is a transcript of the gene cox17, whose product is annotated as cytochrome c oxidase copper chaperone COX17. Gene Ontology annotation, molecular function: copper ion binding; copper chaperone activity. Gene Ontology annotation, cellular component: mitochondrial intermembrane space. The record is from RefSeq and is a predicted model, not a curated record. Gene Ontology annotation, biological process: mitochondrial respiratory chain complex IV assembly. NCBI's taxonomy places the organism in Eukaryota, Metazoa, Chordata, Actinopteri, Clupeiformes, Clupeidae.
AUUCAUACUGGUCAUGGAUUAUAUUUAAGACAGACAUGUUAUGUUGUGCAAGGAAGGACACAUGGUUAGAGGGCUGUAGUUCAGCAGGACUGGUCUGAUUACACGCCAAUAACAGCAUCAGAAUUCCAUUUUUUUGUUAUUUGGGUCUGCCCUCGUCCGGAUAUGUCGUCCAUUUCUGCUGCUAGCGUUGAAAGCACCCCUGCUAUUGACGGAGCGGAAAAGAAACCACUCAAGGCAUGCUGUGCGUGCCCGGAGACCAAGAAAGUAAGGGACGCAUGCAUCAUUGAGAAGGGCGAGGAAAGUUGCACAGGUCUCAUCGAAGCUCACAAGGAAUGCAUGAGGGCGCUUGGGUUUAAGAUUUGAUCACUCUUCUUGAUUUUAGUGGCAGUGUGUUGUCUGGCUUACUGCCUGGAAGAGGACCUGGGCUUUAUUUAUACUUCAUCUUCAAGGAAAGCGAUUAUUGACUAACCCUUAACUUCUGUCUUAAUGCUCUGUGAAAAUUGUGAAUCUUUUGCUCCGUGAACAAAUGUGAAAUAAACAUCCUAUGCAAUA